UAGCCUACAGUUACAGUGGAAAAAAAAAUGUAAAACACGCCGUCGUUCAAUUCAAACACACACAGUCACCGUCACUUGCUAUAGACUAAGAAAAAUACGACACCUUAAUGCUGCGACUUGCGCUGCGAAGAGCUUCUUCAACUUCCACAUCCACCGUCGUCAAAUCCUCUUCCCGGUCUAUUACCGGUUCGGCUUCCAAACCGAGCCUAUCAAUAUGGAGGCGGAAGAAAGAGUUGGGUAAAGAAGGUCUCAUCAUCACCAAAGAGCUCAAGAGACUCCAACCCGAUCCGGUUCGUCUCGACCGCUUUGUCCGGUCUAAUGUUUCCCGCUUGCUCAAGUCCGACCUCGUCUCUGUACUCUUUGAAUUCCAAAGACAGGAUAAUGUCUUCCUCUCCAUGAAGUUGUAUGAUAUAAUUCGUAAAGAAAUAUGGUACCGGCCGGACAUGUUCUUUUACAGGGACAUGCUUAUGAUGCUUGCAAGAAACAAAAGGGUGGGUGAAACAAAGAGGGUGUGGGAUGAUUUGAAAAGAGAGGGAGUUUUAUUUGAUCAGCAUACAUUUGGAGACAUUAUUAGAGCCUUUCUAGAUAGUGGAUUGACCUCAGAGGCUAUGGACAUAUAUGAAGAAAUGCGACAAUCUCCUGAGCCCCCUCUGUCAUUGCCUUUUCGUGUAAUAUUAAAAGGACUCAUUCCAUAUCCAGAGUUAAGAGAGAAAAUAAAAGACGACUUUUUAGAGAUUUUCCCGGAUAUGAUCAUCUAUGACCCUCCUGAGGACUUGUUUGAAGAUCAUGAGAAGCACAGGGAUGGAACAAAUAGUGACUUUUAUUGAGUUGGUGAUGGAUCUUAGUGGACCUCCUUGCGUUAAGGACCUGACACCUGGAGCAUGAACAAAUAUGCGGCGAAUAAGAGAUUUUCUGAUGCACUGUGCUGUAACAAAUUCUUUUGACAGAGAUAUUAAAGUUUGCAGAAUAUAUUUAUAUACUGAAGCAGCCUGAUGCCAUGCAAUGUUGAAAUGUGGUAGCUGAUGUUUCGAGUAACCUCAUUUGUUCGCAUUUUUGUGAUGAUCCCAGCGUUGAGAUUUUCCUAUUGCCCUCUCUCGGACUCUCAUCAUUGUGCUUUAUACAUAUGAAUCUCAACAGUACGAGUGAAUAUUGAUGAUACAUUAUCUGAUUUCUUAGGUUAGAAAUAAAUGUUCUUCAAUGUGGUAGUAGUAGUAUACAAAUGUUUUAUUUUGAUAACUGUAUUCAGUGUAUUUAAUUUGGUUCCAUACUUGAACUAUUUCUAUCAAAUUAACAAGCCUAUGAAUCUAUUACUACCACUGAAGUAUCUGGAUAUGCUUCUCAAGUUAGAGGAAACCUCAUUACUUUUCAAGAGUUUGAGUUUUUAUGCAAUGUGCUCAAUCUGCUCGAAAUCUUUUUAACCAAAGAAAGCAUAUGACUAUUUUAUUAGUCAUUUUGAAAUUGAAACAUAAAAAUACAACUUAGGCCACUAUAAAAAAUGGAACUAAAAUAACUAUAAAAUUUAAUGUUGGAUUUUGCCGGAAGAAGUUGGCACAAUUGGUUAAGGUCAAGUUUUGUUUAUUUUUGGGAA
Vicia villosa (hairy vetch) is the source of this 1588-nucleotide messenger RNA. RefSeq names its product pentatricopeptide repeat-containing protein At1g62350-like. Bases 108 to 827 code for a protein of 239 amino acids. The record is from RefSeq and is a predicted model, not a curated record. Gene Ontology annotation, molecular function: protein binding. The transcript has 2 exons. NCBI's taxonomy places the organism in Eukaryota, Viridiplantae, Streptophyta, Magnoliopsida, Fabales, Fabaceae.